GCGAAGAAAGUCAGCAUGAAUCUCUGGAGGAAAGUGAGUCCGCUUACCCUGCUGGUAGUAGCAACGGUACUCUUAAUCGAUUUCGGUGAAGCGAAAAAGUUCGACAAAUGCUCGCUGGCAAAGGCUCUGCUGGCGCAAGGAUUCAGCAAAGCCGAUCUCCGCAAUUGGGUGUGCUUGGUUCAGAACGAAAGCGCCAUGGACACCACCAAGAAGAACAACAACCGCAACGGUUCCACCGAUUGGGGACUGUUUCAGAUCAACGAUCGAUACUGGUGCGAUCCUCAGGAUAAGAACAAAAAGGCCUACAACGAGUGCAAGGUGAAGUGUUCUGAACUACUAACGGAUGACAUCACCAAAGCUGCGACGUGCGCCAAGAAGAUCAACAAACGUCACGGUUACCGAGCCUGGUACGGAUGGAUCAAUCACUGCGAGAAUAAAGCGCUUCCGGAUCUGAGCAAGUGUAGUUUGUGAA
Messenger RNA from Ochlerotatus camptorhynchus, 472 nucleotides. RefSeq names its product lysozyme-like. The transcript has 2 exons. NCBI's taxonomy places the organism in Eukaryota, Metazoa, Arthropoda, Insecta, Diptera, Culicidae. Gene Ontology annotation, molecular function: lysozyme activity. The record is from RefSeq and is a predicted model, not a curated record. Bases 16 to 471 code for a protein of 151 amino acids.